Molecule: messenger RNA, 3399 nt
Organism: Rhodofomes roseus
Lineage: Eukaryota; Fungi; Basidiomycota; Agaricomycetes; Polyporales; Fomitopsidaceae
Exons: 3
Coding region: 265-3399 (1044 amino acids)
Source: RefSeq, a predicted model, not a curated record
GCGGGAUCCCACCGGCACCUUGCUGAGCCCGCACUAGCAGAAUACAGCACUGGUCCCGUCCUGCCUCUACGCCAAGCUGUGCUGCAUCCGAUAGGAAUCCCUCACCUUCAGGUGUUGCACCCCAGGUCCACCUAGUCUCGACUACAAAGCUUGGCUUCCGAAGCAUCUACAUAGCUCUACACUGGCGACCAUACUCGUGGUCGCCAACGGCGGUCUAAUACUCGCAUUCCUCUCCUUUCCCCCGAAUUUUUCCGACACACAGUGAUGACUGCUGCCUUCUCGAGACUUCAGCUAGCAGCGGCUCUGAUUGGCAAUUGUGCAGAGUACGACAAUGAUAACUCGGACCCUUCCAAGCCUCGUCGGUCCGCACAGGAGAGUGCUAUCUUCGCCCACCUACGGCAGAAUGCAGGGAUCCGUCGUGACACUGCCUCGCGACGGAGCACUGACUUUCUCGGUGUCACGCUCCCGAGCGAAGCGGGAAGCAUCAGAGGUCCAGAGUCUGUGUACGGAGGAAGGGAGUCUGAGAUGGACGGACGACGAUCGCGGUCCUCAAUCGACGCACUGCGCAAUCCUUUCGCGCGCGAUUCCACGUACGAGGGAGCGCUUGACGAAGAAGAAGACGAGGAGCGUGGAGAGAUGGAAGUCGAUCUCGCAUCGUGGGGAUUGGAUGGGUACCUUCCUGAGGACAAGGGGAAGGGGAAACAGAAAGCCAAAUCCGAUGUACUGCCCAAUCCGCAUGAUCUUCCUCUUCGCCGUCCCGCUGGAUUGCGAUCUGAGCCAGGUCGUUCGGGCGUACAUGCCUCGCGUUCGAUGAGCAUGGGUAACUUCGACGAUUUUGGAGAGGGCGGCGCAUUCCUGGACGAAAAGUCUACCGUCAACAGCCUGAACGCUCGUCGACAUUCGUUCGGCUCACCUCUUGACACACCUAUGGCGAAGCAACCGUUGGAAAGGCCAGCACAUCGCGGACGGACCAUAUCCUCCCAUGCGCUCAUCGAGAACUUGCCCAUCACGCCACCACUGCACUCUAUACCCUUCCCGAGCACCGAGACGGUCCGCUCGCCCUCGCCUGCGUCCACCGAUGCCCUGAACCUCGUGCGACCUCAAUCUCGAGGAUCCGAGUCUGUGCUGAACCGCGGUCGUGCACUUUCCUCGGCUAGCUUUGGCUCUCAAGGCUUGCUCAAUGAGGAGAAACCUAACCCCUUCGCGGUCCGCCCGCCAUCUCCUGAUCGUGCGUCCAGAUUCGAUCCCAAAGCCCGCGCUCGUACAACGUCCUAUGGGUCGCUGGGUACCAUGCUCACCCCAGGUCUGCAGCAAGACGAGGAAGCUAAUCCCUUCGCCGUCCGUCCGCCCUCGCCAAGCCGUUCCUCUCGCUUCGACCCCAAGGUUCGCGCGCGGACGACAUCCGUAGCUUCCUUCGGCACCCAGGCGCUCCUGGACAUCGACGCGCAUUCUAGCGAUGACAACCGGAGCCAGGCGGCCGGGCGUACGCGCCCCUACUCCCGGUUGGAGCUCAUGCGACCAAAGGUACUCAUCAUGCCGAGUCCGCUACAGUCCUACAUGAACUCGGGCCCGACCAAUGGCGCGAUGCAGCCGCGCGCGAUCGAAGGCGCGGAGUUGCAUGCUAGCGACGCCGCCCCGCUUCCGCCCGGCGCCCGUGCUGCCCGUCGGUCGUCUACGACGCUCUCGAUGCUUGACCCGGGCGGGGGGUCCCUAACCCCCGGACUAGUUGCAUCCAACUCGUUCACACCUAACCCGAGAUCAACUCUCUCGCUGUCUCAGCUCACAUUCCGCAAUAACCUAGCUGUCGACGGUGAGCGCGACCCCGCAUACGCCGACAUCGAAUCCCACAUCCGCCGUGCCACGGAGGACGGUGAGCAGGUCGAGAUUGAGCCCGAACCCGAGCCGGCCCCACCAACGCCUGCACCGGAAAUCGUGAUCGAUCCCGCCGAUCGCUCAAAACGUCCGGCGGGUAAGUUGUAUGGUCGGAGCCUCAUUGAUGCCAUUGAGACACGCAAAGCGGAGAUGAGGGGGAAGCAGAGAGUGUUCAGAGGGGACGAGAGACCGUCGAUGAUGGCGCGACCCCAAGUACAACGCUCCAGCACCUUGAUCGAUCCAGAUAGUCUGAAGCCGCGGCCGCAGUCGCAGUUCCUCGAUGCAUCACGCUCUCAACCUAAUCUGUCGCGACGCAACACACUCGUGCAGCUGGAUGCUGAAGCUGCGGGAGGUCCCCGGCGCACGCUAUCUGGUAAUAACUUCGACGCAACAAACAAGAAGUCUGUCUUUGGCGUCGACACCUUGUGGGAGCGAGAGCUGGCCAAAUUGCGCGACAUGGAAGAGCUGGAGCGUAUCGCAACGGAGGAAGAAGCUAGGCGGCAGGCGGAAGACGAGAAACGAACGAAGAAGAGCAAGAAGAAGAGGAAACACAAGAAGACGGAAGGGGAGCGCCAGCAGGAUGUAAACAGUUUCUUGGCAGCGUCGACUUCCGACCUUGCCCUCCAUCGCAGUCCAGAGCCAGAGACGCAAAGCUCGGCAGCGCCUCAGACACCAUCAACACCAUAUGUGCUUCCUGAAAUCUCGCGCGCGACUGCGAGGAAGCGCAGAGGACCCCCUCCACCGAACGAAGAUUCCGAGGAGAGCGAUUCGGACGACGCACCCGCUGCACAUAAGCGGUCAAUGUCGAAAGACGUCGCAGCCGAUCAAUGGAUCGCUGGUUCAUCCGACGAGGAGGAUGGUGUUCGUCGACGUCCACGCACACAUUCAGGAGCAGGACUCAUCGCUCAGCCUACCGUCUCUAUGGUUUCACCCCGGUUGGUAGGUGGGGGCGAUGACAGUAGCGAUGAAGAUGUUCCUCUGGUUGCGACCAUUGGCCGUGCGGCCCAAAGGGCGGCGACUCGUGCAUCGGACGACGACUCAGAUGAAGAGAAGCCGUUGUCCGCUUUGCUGGACAAAGGCAAACUCAAACUCCCCUCCUUUCACUCGACGGGUGGGAGUUUGUUCCCUGAUAGCAGUGACAAGAACGACGAUGAGGAUGACAAGCCACUGGGGCUUCGGGUUUCAAGGGUGAUGAAUUCAUCGCAGGCACUUGGCGCUGCGAGCCAGGAUGAGGACGACGACAAGCCGCUCGCCUUCCACCCGGAACAAGUCCGCAAAACGCAGUACAUGUCGAUGAUGGCCCAACAACAACAGAUGAUGAUGCAGGCGCAGGCUGCACAGUUUCACCAGUCUAUGAUUUUCAGCGCACCGUCUAUGAUGGCUUCCGGAUUCUUCGGCCCUCCGAUGGCACCGCAGAUGAUGAUGCCCCCACCGAUCGCUACUACGCCGCCGCCUGCCCAAGAUCCAUCCAAGUUAACUCGAGUCGAUAAGUGGCGUCACGACGUGGCUGUCGAGGGCGACAGUUAA